GUAAAGAUAAAACUAGCGGUUGUUGCACACAGCAUUGAGCUGUCUGCACUGAACUUGCCGAGGGCAUGAGGCGGGAUUGGUAGGGCUCUCUCCUCUUUCUGCCCUCCUCCUCUGCCACCCCAAAAUUUAUUUAUUCGCACACGUCUUUCGGUGUCUAAUUUCCCGCAAUGUCACAUCCAGAAAUCGAAGUCUGGAGGAACCAUGAGCGGGAGUUUCGAAUCUACCCAGACAGAUUCUAUAAACGAAGCUUUCGGCCCGAUGAAUAUCAGCUCGAUAUUCAGAACAAACCAUACGUCCCGCCUUUGGGACCCGAACGGAUUCGAAACGAAGCUGCCUGCCUACAGUUUAUUCGGCAAACAACGAACAUCCCCGUACCGGACGUCCUUGAAGCAUACGAAGAAGACGGGUCCUUUGUACUUGUUACAAGACUCCUGUCGGGUGUCCAAAUGAGCAAACUGCCAUCUGAAGAUCAAGCUGUAGUGAUGAAAGAGGUGGACUCCUAUCUUCAAAUAUUGCGAAAGCUUCAAUCGAAUCAUAUAGGCGGCCCUUCUGGAAUUGUCUGCCCUCCACAAAGAGCAACUCAAUAUUUUCCAAAGGACACGGUUUGGUCGAUUAGCACUACGCCAGAGACUGAUCUGGUGUUCUGUCAUUGCGAUUUAUCACAAUCAAAUAUUAUUGUCGAUCCUAUAACAUUGAAGAUCGAGGGUAUUAUUGAUUGGGAGUACGGAGGCUACUGGCCUGCCUUCUUCGAGACUCCAUAUUUCCGCGAUCCAAGGCCUUCGGGGGCGCAGUUCAGGACUCGUUCUGAGAAUAACCAGCUUGUGGACUUUCUCAGAAAUGGAAUGUCAAAGAGCAAGGUAACAUGAGAUGUAUUGAACAGGAGCAGCGUGGGCACGCUGUAAUGGAGGCACGAAAAGGGUAAUCCAACUGCCAACAACUGGCCCAGUGCCGAUCGAACUAGAUCGCAGCUGUAAACAGCUGAUCAGUUAAUAGGUCAGCUGAAAACGGCAGCUGGGAAAGGACUAGAAAGAGAAGGGCAACGAAGAUAGCGAGAAAAGGCAUGGCAAGAAACAAGUGAAUAGAGCUGUAACUAGUAAUAACUAUAGGUUUAAGUCUAACUGUGGCCAUCUAAGGAAAGGGUGAACAGUUAAUGGAAUUACAGCUAUCUACGUGGCCUUUUGGAGCCGUUUUUA
This is a messenger RNA of Durotheca rogersii, 1193 nucleotides long. Its product is annotated as kinase-like domain-containing protein. Bases 168 to 866 code for a protein of 232 amino acids. The transcript has a single exon. Lineage: Eukaryota; Fungi; Ascomycota; Sordariomycetes; Xylariales; Xylariaceae. The record is from RefSeq and is a predicted model, not a curated record.